CGCAAAUAUUUAAACUGAACCUUCUUACGGGCUAACCAUCGAUGCUUCGAUGCGACGAUGGUUGACAAGCCUCCUCGCAGAUCCAGAAAUGGCGUCUCGCGUGCACAUGGUCUACUAAAAGCGUAUGACUACGUUCUCACCGUUACGGAAUUUACAGUCUUUAUGAAAACGUUUGUGCUCGUCUCUACUACAGUAUUGAGUGAGAGUUCUUCCACAAGCUGCUGUCCCCAAAUCGAGGAUCUACCAGACGGAUGUCUUUUGUGAUAUUCCUCGUAAUCGUUCUCGCAUUAUCAUCGCUUAUGUUAAAUUAUUUGUCUUCUGUUUGUAAAUAGAGAGUGUAUAUAGAGUAACAGGUGAGUGAAAAAUAGUGCGUGGAGCUAUAUUUGGCGAUGAGUUCAAAUAAUAAAACAUCAGUGUCCUCCAGCGGAAGAGGAAAUAAAAUAAAAUUAUCACAACAUGGUAAAUCAGACCAUCAAACUAAAACAUCAGAUUCGACUAAGCACGACAAAGUGCAGUCAAACACUGCUCAGGUGCGACAUGCACAAAUCAUUGAUACUCGUUUGGGAGGUGUUGAAGAUCCAUCAUUUAAGGAACGUAUCAAAGAAGUUAUGGAUUUAACUUGUCGUUCUGAAGAUGAGGUCAUUAUGGCCUUGCAUGAUAGUGAUGGAGACCUGAAUAGAGCUGCUAUUGACCUUCUCGAGGGUGUUAAGACGGAAUGGGAAGUAAAAAAAAAGAAGCCUCGUCAACCAAGUGGGUCAAAACAGAUGAUUGAUCAAACAAGUGGUCAAAAUGAUGGCGGAGAUUGGGAUGAGAGACGUAACCAACGAAGUGGUGGACCACCGCGAAUGCGAGGCCGUGCUAAUCAUGAUAAUCGUGAAUGGCGUGGACGUGAAAAUAAGGAAAAUGAGAGAAAUAUGGAAGAGAGUGCUCGAGAUGGCAGCUAUGGAGGAAGUAGAAGAGGUAGGGGAGGCCCUGGUAGAUCAGGUCGUGGAGGUCGCGGAGGCGGAAGAGGUCUUGGUCCACGAGCAUUUGCGAAUCGAAACGAUUCAGCCUCUGCUUCUUCGACUCAUAGUUUCAGUCGACCAAUUGACACCUGGGCAGGAAGUGAAGAACAACAAACAUUAGUUCAACAACCUAAAAUUGCAGAGUGGAAUAAUUACGAGACAACAGAGGACUGGGAUAAUGAAGAGUAUACAGGAUCACUGGCCGAUACUAAGGUUUUUACACCAAGUACGUCUUUGACAGAACAAGCUCCUGUACACGAGGAACCAAAGAUUCAAGAAUUACAGUCAAUACAAUCAAAUCAGACUGUUAACCUGGGACUACUUCAGCAAGAAGAAAUUACGAAAUUAUCCGAUAUUCCUGCGAUACAACAACAAGCAUUGAUUCCACAACAAGCUCAACAGCAACAAACUGUAUUGAGCUUACCAACAAUGCAACUAUCACAACAACCAAAUGCUAUUAGUGGUGGUGUAUUAACUGCUGCACAAACUCAAUAUUUGACGCAGCUAACUCAGCAAACUAGUGAAAAUAUAAAAACAGCCGGACAGGCUUCGUUUUCUUCGCAAAUUACAAAUCAGCCACAAAGGCAAUCUAAACAACGUCCAAGAGUACCACCUCCAUCGAAGAUUCCAUCCACUGCGGUAGAAAUGCCGGGCGAUGCAGUUAACAGUGGCAUUGGAUUUCUUGAUGUCCAAUUUGGCGCACUUGAAUUUGGAAGUGAUUCAAGCUCACUCGAUGGAUCAGCUACUGAAAAGUAUAAUUCUAAUAACAAUGCAAUUUCUAAUGUUGAAGUUCCCUCUACUACAAAUACUAUAAACACAACUGGCACAAAUAGUUCUAUUGAUAUAGAAACCAAACAAACCUCCACAACCCCUUACAACGCCACUACUCAAAUGCUAUCAGGCAAUGACAGUUUACCUGUAUCUAAUGACCAUUCAAUAAAUUCUCAAACGUUUGCGGGGCGUGGAAAUACAGCUCAAAAUUUGGAUAUAACCAAACAGGAUUUUACAUCACAAGUUUCCCCAGGAAAUUCAGCUACGUAUGGCACAGCGACGUAUCAACCACAAAAGACGUUUCAACCAUCUAAUGCCACACCAAAUUCAUAUAAUACGUAUUCAACAAAUACACAAUCAGGACAGUCUUUCCAGACUGUUUCAGUCACUAAUGCCAAUACAUAUUCUACAACAGCGACAGUUUCACAAACCAAUUAUAAUUCCUCUUCAUCAUUCCCACAAUCAAAUUCUUCAAACUUUAGUCAAGCAUCUCCAUCUGCGUCAACAUCUGCAGUUUCUGCUUACAAUCAGCCAACUACUACAAACCAGGUAUAUCAAACAACAAGUGGUUAUGCAUCCACAACAACGUCUCAAUAUCAAGCAGCAUCUGUCGCAACUAAUACGGUAUCAAAUAGUAAUGCUGGAUAUCAAGCGAGUGGAUAUCAAGGAACCUCUUCUUUUCAAUCAAAUCCUCAAGCUUAUCAAUCAUCUGCUACUACCUUUAGUUCUCCUAUUACUCAGGCUGCCGGACCUUAUCAAAAUGCAGCUCAAUCUGUUUAUCCAUAUGGCAACUAUGCCAGUCAACCACAAACUGCAUCUCACAACCACAAAUUGAAUAGUAGUACAACAAAGGAUUCUCAAUAUGAAAAUAGCACAACGACUUCUAAUAAUUCUCUUGCAACAACGACGACAACCACAUUAGGACUUAGUUCAACCUCUGUGAAUAGUUCUCAAACAAAAGUAACCAGUUCCAAUGCUGUACCAAAAAGUACAUCAAGUGGCGUUGUAACGGGUAAUAGUAGUGGUAAUAUAACAGGUGGAGGAGCUGCAGGCAGCAUGGCACCAAUGCUUAGUCAUCAGUACAUUAUGGGCCAAGGAGUGCCAUAUACUUUCCAGCAACCAAUGUAUAGCUACGAAGAUCUACAACUUAUGCAACAAAGAAUACCGCAUAUGCCCACUACUGGUUACUAUGACGCGGCUCUGGGCUAUCAGACGACUGGACCAGCAACCAGUCUUGGUGGGGCACGAGGUGAUGCGUUAUCUGGUGUGCAAGGAGUUCAAGGAGUACAAGGCGUUCAAGGAGCAUAUACCAGUAUUAGUGACGCUAGGUUUGCCAGAAAUGAUAGUAAUGCGUCGCCGGUACCUUCUACCAUGUCGCAACAGACUGCGACACAGCACCAACAACCUAUGAUGAACCCAACACUUCCUCCAGGUUAUGCAUAUUUCACAUAUGGCGGAGGCAUAAUGCCAGGAGGUUUUCAAUAUGGAACUCCUGCUAUUUACCCCCAGAUAGCUACAGCAGGGAAUGCUGGAACAAAUAGCGGAGCAUACAGCGCUAAACCAGGAAGUUAUGGAUCUGGGUAUGGUGGUGGUGCAAGUUACGAUGCUUUAGCAUCUGCGGGACCGUCCGGAGAAUAUAAAGCUGCCGGCAGUAAUUAUACUGGCACACAAGCCGGUAAAACUGGUACUUCUACAGGAAAUACUAAUACUGGUGGAUCUUCUGCGACUGACAUUAGUGCAACUAUGUAUGCAAAAAGUCAUGUAGCACUUAGCAAAGUUAAUUCAUAUGAAAAACAAGCUUUUCAUUCUGCGACUCCACCACCAUUUGGUAUUACUGGUAGCCAAAAUGCAGGAUUGCCUGGAGGAUAUGGUACUCCGCAUUUAUUUAUUCCAACGAUGCCUCAUCAGUUGCAUCAACCACUUCAUCAGGAUGGUACCAAUAGCACAGGUCAAAGGUCCAAUACCAGUUCACAAAAUAAAGCUCAAGCUAAGCCUGGUUACAGUCCUAGCUACUGGGCUGGAAGCAAUUAAAGUAUCUUGAACAAGAUAAAGAAGGAAGGAGCGAUGUAACAACCACUUUAGAAAAAAUAAACAUUCGCCAUGUGACAUAUGGUGGUGUAAAACACGGACAUUGAUAAAAAGGGUUUACUUGGAACAUGAGAAUAAGGACAAAAGAUUUGUUUUUUUCUUCAGAUUAUACAUUUUGGCUAUAAAACAGUAUGGACUAAAGAGUGGGUCUUAAUCGUUGGAAGGAUUAAACAAUAUUUAUUGUUACUCUUAUAAGAAAUAUUUAUAUUUCUGAAAUGAAUAUUCAAAGUAAACUUCCCUUAAAAAAUGAUUUCUUUAAAAAUGAAAUAAUAAAAUAUUAAUUUAAAUUCUUCAUUUUUUCAAAAUUGUGACGUUCCAAAUAUUAACAAUGAUUAGAUUGUUAUAAAUAAUUUUGAUUUUGAGUUUCAUUUAAUGAACAGAACUACAAAAGAGGGAAGUUUUUGUUUUGUCUACUAGUAUAUCUUAUGCUUAACAAACAUAUAUUAAUAUGUUGAAUGUUUUUGAAUUAUUUGUAAACAAUGUUUAUUAUAAAAGCAAUGAAUUGUAUAAUUCUUCCUAACAGAAGUUGCACUCGUGCCAAAAAUAGACUGGUUGCGUAAGUGAUAAUUUCGAGAUAUUUGUCUUUAUCACGAACGCAGGAUAAAAACAGCGCGAGCAGGCUUCGUGUGGUUUAUCGGAACGCUAGUAAACCUACUACUGAGUGUGUGAAUAACGUAGCGCUUGUGUGAAAGAAAAAGAAAAAACCAGAUAAGCUAACGGCUGCUGUAUCAGCUCCUGUAUAUGCUUCAGUACACUACAGUGCAAUUGCGAAUAUACCGCAUCGACUGCAAAAAGUGAUAAUUUUUUGUAAAAUGUAGGCAUUUUGGCUAACAUCAAACGUGCUCCUUUACACGAAUGGAAAAAAAAAAGAAAUAAGAACAAAGUAACCUUUCAUGAAAUAAUGUAAAGAUGUGUUUCUGUAAAUUAUAGUGUUUGUAUGUAUCAAGAAAAUUUGAAGUACAUAAACAUUUAUGAUUAUAAUAUUUUCACUUUUUGGUACAUGAAAUAUAAGCAGGGAUUAAAUCAGAUCAACAUUAUUUGUACCUAUAUAAAAAGUAUUCUGUUCUUUUGCAUCACUAUAAUAAUUCGAGUGAUUUUAAUAGGUAAAUAUUACUUUUUGUUAGACGGUAUUGAAUUAAAGUUCCCGAAUCAAAAAGGUAAUGUCUUAUGAUUAUAUUAUCUGAAAUUAUAUUGUAUGUAUAAAAUGAUUUUAUAUUAUUUAUAGAGAAAAAAGUCAAAUUAAGAAAUUUUAGGUAUACGUGUAGAAAUAUCAAGGGAUAUUAGGAGGUAUCAACAAAUUUCUUAUCGUAUCUUCGAUCAGUUCAAAAUGUAGCCCUGCUUCCUUCUGAUCGUAAAGUCUCUAUUAAGAUUAUUUUUU
Molecule: messenger RNA, 5241 nt
Organism: Polistes canadensis
Lineage: Eukaryota; Metazoa; Arthropoda; Insecta; Hymenoptera; Vespidae
Gene: lig
Product: protein lingerer
Exons: 15
Coding region: 390-3806 (1138 amino acids)
Cellular component (GO): cytoplasm; nucleus
Molecular function (GO): protein binding
Source: RefSeq, a predicted model, not a curated record